Populus nigra (black poplar) is the source of this 598-nucleotide messenger RNA. Its product is annotated as large ribosomal subunit protein eL43. Gene Ontology annotation, cellular component: ribosome. The coding region runs from base 126 to 404 and encodes 92 amino acids. NCBI's taxonomy places the organism in Eukaryota, Viridiplantae, Streptophyta, Magnoliopsida, Malpighiales, Salicaceae. Gene Ontology annotation, molecular function: structural constituent of ribosome. Gene Ontology annotation, biological process: translation. The record is from RefSeq and is a predicted model, not a curated record. The transcript has 4 exons.
UGGGAUUUUAAUUCUCAGCCCAUUCGGUAACUUGAAGGUUUAUAAAUCGGAAGAAAAGAAACCCUCCAGGUGCUGCUGCUGCUUCUUUCCAGUCCACAACCCAGAGAUCCUUCAAGGCGACCACCAUGACUAAGAGAACUAAGAAGGCCGGGAUUGUUGGAAAAUAUGGUACCCGUUAUGGUGCCAGUCUGCGUAAGCAGAUAAAAAAGAUGGAGGUUAGUCAGCACAGCAAGUUUUUCUGUGAAUUUUGUGGGAAGUAUGCUGUGAAGAGGAAGGCUGUUGGAAUUUGGGGAUGCAAGGACUGUGGGAAAGUCAAAGCAGGUGGUGCCUACACAUUGAACACUGCCAGUGCUGUGACAGUGAGGAGCACAAUUCGCAGGCUGAGGGAGCAAACUGAGAGCUGAGCUGCUGUCAAGAAUCCACUCUAUUGUCUCUAGGCUAUCUGCACUGUUGUCUUAGAUACAGACUGCUUGGAAAAUGUUUUUGAGGAUUUUCUAACCAUUUGCACCCUUCCCAUUGUGGACUGGUACUGUUUGCUGGUUAGGCACUGGAAUAUAUCCCGUGAAGAUUUUGUUUAAGAUUUUUGCGUUCUGAUUAA